AUGCAUUGCAUAACCGACAGGAUAUGGCGACGAUAUGGCCUUUUUGAUAAGUAUCCUCCUGUUCUCACUGGAGCAUCUCUCCUGUACUCUCCCAUCUGUCUAGGACCUAAUACCGAGGUUCAUAUGAACAACAACGAAAUUGUUGUCUUGUCUGAGGAGAGUUUCCGCCCAAUAUUGGACAUCCUUUCUACAGGAGAUGGAGUCCUCAAUAUACCAGGCAAUCCUAUCCGAUGCGAUUGUGACAUAGCAUGGCUGGUUCUCAAUCAGAAAUUUCUUACGAGUAUUUCUGGGAAGUGCCACAAUGGAACCGAAUUCAAGGAUUUGGAUCUGUUUGCUAUGAAAGACUGUGGUCGUCAAUCGAACGUUUCAGAAUCCGCAACUCAAGAUUGUGGUUGGCCGGACUACGAUGGGGAGGGAAGUGAAGUCGACGGUCGGGAUUUCUCGAUGAGGAAGAAAUUUGGCAACGAGGGAGGCUCUCCUUUUCCUGCAGAAUUUGAGGGAGGCGAAGGCUGCCUCCCAGGAGGAGCAACUGGAACUGGGGAUGAGACGCAGAGCACGCUUCUCAAUUAG
Messenger RNA from Darwinula stevensoni, 570 nucleotides. The record is from the annotation of a GenBank genome assembly. Lineage: Eukaryota; Metazoa; Arthropoda; Ostracoda; Podocopida; Darwinulidae.